This is a messenger RNA of Maudiozyma barnettii, 660 nucleotides long. RefSeq lists its product as uncharacterized. The record is from RefSeq and is a predicted model, not a curated record. Bases 1 to 660 code for a protein of 219 amino acids. Lineage: Eukaryota; Fungi; Ascomycota; Saccharomycetes; Saccharomycetales; Saccharomycetaceae. The transcript has a single exon.
AUGACAAAUCCACAAAGAAGUAUCCUAGCCAUCCCAGUGAAUUUACUGAGAGAAUGUCCUGCCAAUACAAUAAUGGAUCUCAUGACAAUUGUUAACAAUGGAUACGAUAAACAAGUUGUAAAAUAUGGUAUUGUUCAAACACCAAGGAUUCAUGAAGUCACUACAUUUUUCGGUGAUCUUGGAAUAGAUAUCGAUGAUUGCAUACUCUACGUCAUGGUGGAUGACGUAAACGAUGUUGUCCCAGGUUUGCUCUCCAGUGGAACUGUCGGAGGUUACAAAUGGUAUGAUAUCAAGGAAAUUUUACCAUUUAAAUUUUCUACAGAGAAUGUGAAGUCUACUUUAGCCUAUAGACCAUUACCUCAGGAUAAAUACUCGGAUUCUUAUGAGAUUACAGGUUUUACCUCAUUUGGGAAAGGUUGUGGUUUGAAGACAUUUGAACAUACACUUUCUGAUUUUAAACAAAGAUAUAAUGACUGCAAGAAACUUGUUAUUAAAGUUAUUGUGGAACAUGAAUUGGUUUCUUAUUAUGAACAGAAAUUAGGAUUCGUUGAAUUGGAUAGAGUUCUUCAAAAGAAGAGUGAAUUACAAAGUUCAGGAUUUGAAGAAUCGUUUAUGGUGUCUAGAGAUUUCCAUGUAUCUAGUAUGGUACGAACUAUUUAA